Rhodotorula toruloides NP11 is the source of this 498-nucleotide messenger RNA. RefSeq lists its product as uncharacterized. The transcript has 4 exons. The coding region runs from base 1 to 498 and encodes 165 amino acids. NCBI's taxonomy places the organism in Eukaryota, Fungi, Basidiomycota, Microbotryomycetes, Sporidiobolales, Sporidiobolaceae. The record is from RefSeq and is a predicted model, not a curated record.
AUGGGUCUCUUUCGCUCCAACAACCGCGCCACGAACGAGAACCUCCCUCCCUCUGCUCCUCCUGCCUCACACACAACUGUCACGACCACUACCUCGACUCCUCACGGCGGCGGGCCCGGCUUGUUCGGCAAGCGCAAGAGCGUCUCGAGGACUACGUCGCCCGAUGUCCAGCCGGUGAAUGGGAACAGGCAGGGAGGAUUGUUGGGGAAGAAGAGGGGGAGUGGGUCGUCGAGCGAAAGCGAGGGAGUGCUAUCGGGACACAGGUUCUCCAAGCACGACACGCUCGCUGGCGCCCGCACGAAGCUUCAGGCCGCUCAACAGGCUGAAUCCGCAGCUGAUGCCGCCCUCCUUCGCGCCCGUCAAGCCGUCAAGGAAGCUCGCGCCGAGAUCAUCGCGCUCGAAAGGGAGGCGGAGGCUGAAGCGAAGGCUGCGAGGGAGAAGCAGAGGAUGGCCAAGAACUUCAGGCGCGAGGGAGACAAGCUUGGAAGGCAUUCGUAG